Messenger RNA from Phasianus colchicus (ring-necked pheasant), 1694 nucleotides. It is a transcript of the gene CABP2, whose product is annotated as calcium binding protein 2. Lineage: Eukaryota; Metazoa; Chordata; Aves; Galliformes; Phasianidae. The record is from RefSeq and is a predicted model, not a curated record. Gene Ontology annotation, cellular component: cytoplasm. Gene Ontology annotation, molecular function: calcium ion binding; calcium channel regulator activity.
CACCGAAGCCGGCCGUGGGUCAGGGGGCGCGGAGGCGGGGGUGGGGUUCGCACCGCGCUCCGGGCUCUGAGGAUGCUGCGGCUUUCCCGCGGCCAACCCCGCGCUCCAAGGUCACGGCCCCGUGCUCGGGGACCCCUGCAGCCCUCGCCCUGGCUCUGGGUUCCCGGUUCUCCCGCCCCCGGGCCCCGCAGCGCUCCCACGGCGGGCCCCCACGGUCUCGUUGUCCGGUGUCAAUGUCUCGGCUCGUGUAUCCCGGCCGCCGGAUCCUGUUUCCCCGCUGCAAUCUCACCCCGGCACUGGGGGAUCGGAUUCGGAGCCUGGAGGGAGGGUAGUGAGCCCUGAGCGCCGGGCAGGAGCCGUCAUGUUCCUGUUCAUCCGCAGCCCCCAACGCCGCGCCCCCGGCAGCCCUCUGUCCUCCACCUGCCGAGCCCCUCCGGGGGUGAAACGGGGCCACCGCAACCCCCGGGGGCACCGGAGCGCUGGGGGGGGGCGGCGGAGCACCGAGGAGCCCCAGCUGCCCCCCACUUCCAGGCAGGUAAUGGGGCUGGGCAGCUAAUUGGGGGGAAUGGGGAGGACUUGAGGGGGUAACAGGGGCGGGGCAGCAACACCGUCCCCCCUCAAGGGGAACAGCUGGGCGGCUCCCCCACAUCUGGAGCGGCGUGGCCGAGCAGGGCAUAAUCCGGGGGAUUAUGUGUGUGUGUGCGGGCAGCGUGCAGCCCCCCCGCCCUGCCCUGCAUAUCCCGAGAUAUUCCAUAAAAACCGUAAAUCCCCACGCAGCCUCUGUUACUAUAAAAAAACCCCGUCCUGGCGCGGCCGGGCCAGAGCGGCGGCCCCCCAGGACUGCGCCAGGCGGCCCCCCGGGGGGACCGGUUAUGCCUGGGCAUCCCCUGGCCAUGGGCAACUGUACCAAGACCCCUGAGAGAAGGCUCUCCAAGGUAAGGCCGAAGUGCAGGGGGGUGUUUGGGGGCUGUGCUGGGCUUCCUACUGCCCUCCGGCUCUGCCUGCAGGACGGGAAGCAGCGCUCCGGCCCCCCCGGUCCCCAGGAUGGUGAGGAGCUGGCAGAGGCUGCGCAAUCACCACCGCUGCAGAGCUACUCAGUGCUGCAUGGGCUUGUGGGGCCGGCGUGCAUCUUCCUCCGGCAGAGCAUUGCCAUCACACAGCUGGACCGGGAGCUGCGGCCGGAGGAGAUCGAAGAGCUGAAGCAGGCCUUCAAGGAGUUUGACAAGGACCGCGAUGGCUACAUCAGCUACAAGGACCUGGGCGAGUGCAUGCGCACCAUGGGCUACAUGCCCACCGAGAUGGAGCUCAUUGAGCUGUCCCAGCAGAUCAGUGGCAAAGUGGAUUUCGACGACUUUGUGGAGCUGAUGGGCCCUAAGAUGCUGGCGGAGACGGCGGACAUGAUCGGGAUCAAGGAGCUGCGCGACGCCUUCCGCGAGUUCGACACCAAUGGGGACGGGCAGAUCAGCAUGGCGGAGCUGCGGGAGGCCAUGCGGAAGCUGCUGGGGCAGCAGCUCAACUACCGCGAAGUGGAUGAGAUCCUCAAGGAUGUGGAUCUCAACGGGGACGGCCUGGUGGAUUUUGAAGAGUUUGUGCGGAUGAUGUCGCGCUGAAGGGCCGGGAGCCGCCGCCGUGCCUUACCGGGAGGAGGAGGGGAGUAGGCCUCCCCGGGCCUGCGCUGCCCCUCCGGGGGGGGU